AUGUGGGGUUGCGGUUUCAAUGAGCACGACGAAGACUGUCACGAUAUUGCCAUUAUGAAGCAGCAGUUUCUUCAUGAACCGAUCCCGAAUUCCUUUGCCUUUCCACUGCCACCUUUAGGUCUACAGGCGAAGGAAUUUGUUGCAACUCAUUUCGGUACGGACGCAAAAAACCUACAGUUUCGUAAGGGUACUACUACGUUAGCUUUCAUAUACGAGCCUGCAACGCCCAAUGACAAGGGUGGUAUCGUUGUUGCUGUAGAUUCACGAGCGUCCUCUGGAGAAUAUAUAUCUUCGAAGUCGGUUAUGAAAAUAUUGGACAUUGGAGAUCGUAUGGUUGCUACCAUGGCUGGCGGAGCAGCAGAUUGCCAAUUCUGGACGAGAACUGUCGCAAAAUACUGCAAUUUGUUCGAACUUCGCGAAAAGACUCAGAUCACAGUUAGCGCUGCUAGCAAAUACUUCGCUAACGUUCUGUACGGUUAUCGUGGAAUGGGUCUUUCAGUGGGUUCAAUGAUUGCCGGAUAUGAUAAGAGAGGACCACAGAUUUUCAAGGUUGAUAGCGAAGGCGAUCGAUGUCAGCUGCAAGUAUGUAGUGUGGGGUCGGGAUCGCUAAAUGCUUAUGGUGUUCUUGAUACUCAUUAUAAACGAAAAAUGACCGAUGAGGAGGCCUUGAAACUUGGACGUCGUGCUAUAAUGCAUGCAACGUUUAGAGAUUCAGGAUCCGGCGGAGUUUGUAAUAUGGUUCACAUUACUCCGAACGAGAAGAUCCGUUUGCCUUCAGUUGACGUUAGCAAGCUGUGGUACGAAUUUGCUGCUGAACUAGGUCGUGACAUUGUGUACGAACCUUGUGAUGACUGA
This is a messenger RNA of Angiostrongylus costaricensis, 855 nucleotides long. The record is from the annotation of a GenBank genome assembly. Lineage: Eukaryota; Metazoa; Nematoda; Chromadorea; Rhabditida; Metastrongylidae.